CACCAGUAUGAACGUCCAGGCGUUCGUCCGCUGCUUUUCGUUCUAGUCGAACCUCUUCGUUGUGCUUUCAGCGUUUCAUGCCGAGGUUAGAACCGUUCCAUCUCUUUUCUUCCUCAAACAACUCCCCCACUUUGCGUUCGACAGUCCGCGUACGCGUCCGCGUUCCCCGUGGCCGGUAGGCGGCCGACCGGGCGUACGUGGGCCCUCUAGUGUAGCUGCACACAUGCACGCGACAGCAUCUGACCGCCGUACCAGCCGCCGCAGCCGUAGCUGCUACCGCCGUAGCUCGUCGCGGAUGCUCGUGUUCCUGCGAUAACGAUACUUUGCUCUUUCCACCGAUCUCGCACCGCGAGCACCUCGAGAAACGACCGAGGGGAAAGCUAAGUAGCGCGGUGUGUGUGAAACUUAUGACGAAACGGUACCGCACGUGUGGAACGCGGAACCACGGGAGAUAUUCGCCAGCUUCAAAUGUGAGACAGUGAUAUCGUGACGGUUUGCAAUGGAAUCGAAAGGAUUUUGAGAGAGAUUUACGAUCGAACAUGCUCGCGUACGUUCUGCUGGAGGGCAUCGAAACUGUUCGCGAGUUUACUGAUGGGUGACGCUGUGUCUGACACGUUGAUGACAGGUCAGAGGGACAGUAGGAUUUUUGAAUAUUCGCGGGCUGCAAGGUACACGAUUCUAUGCGGUGAAAAACGCGCGGACCAAUCGUCUGUAGAACAGCUGACAGUUGGCGCUGGUGGCAAUUAGAGAAAUCGACGCGAGGUGUUUGGCAGUCGGAUUCGAUGACAGGUGAAUUGCACGGGAAGCGGAGGCAGGAACUAUGCGAUAAUAACAAUACGUGUUUGUCACGCUGUUCCGUUUAAUAACUAUAUCUAUCGCGAAGUGUUCGUGUAAUGGACGCGACUGAUAAAUUCAUGUAACGAGUGACUGCAGAGCCGGUGACCGUGCGAGACUGGAAUACGUUCGGAACGUGUCGGAGGAACAUAUCUGUGCUUAUCAGUGUAGUGUUUCUUCAGGAAUAUACUGUGAUAUCGAAGGAUAAUAAACAUCCACAGGAUAUUUUGUAUUUGUAAAGACGUUUCUCCUUUGUGACAUUAAUAAUAUAAAUGUCGAAGAAGCAAAAGUACAUCGUAUGAACCUACUCUGUCUGGAGUGAAACUAUUGGUGUUGCAAGUGUAACGCGAUACUAGUGAUAAACAAGAUCGACGCAUCUGAUCAACAAUAAAAUAGAACGUCUAAUAGUACAAGAGGGGGAAGAAUAACGAAACUUGUCCGACAAAGAGAGCCAGCAGGUGACCACGUUGGAUCUCGCGGCGUUGGCUGCUUACGGGGGCGUUUCGGGACCCAGGGUCGCGGUGGCGGGCACCGGGGUCCUCGCGCUACCCGGCCUGAUACCCGAUAAGGGUUUAUCAUCGCCCGGAGGACAGUCGAAAACAAAGUCCGCAGGGCUGGCGGGUCUCGACAGCGAGGCGGUGCGCCGGUGGGUCGCCGAAGCCGCGCGGACCGUCCGGCAAAUUCCGCCUCCGGUUGUCGUACCAUCUAGUUCGCAACAACAACAGCAGCAACAGCAACAACAACAUCAACAACAGCAGUCGGUUCAACAUCAACAGCACAGACAGCAACAUCAUCAUUCCAUCCAUCGACAGCGUCAAGAGCCGAGUCCUCCCUCGGUGGCCGCUUCCUCUUUCGUUUUGCCGUCGUCGAUGACGCAGACCCCCAGCAUGCAUCUGCUGGAGAACAAUAACCUGGUUGAGGUUGCGAUGGUUCAACAGCAACAACAGUCUCAACAGCAGAUGCAGAUGCAGCCACAGAAGCAAAAGCAGACCAGCCCGACGAACAACAACACCAUCGAGGCUUGGAGAUCCAUUCAAGGUGGUCACCAGUGGUGGAGUCCGCCAAGUACCGUUCAUCAAGAGCAACAGCAGCAACAGCAAGUGUCGCCUCUCGGUCAGCAAGUCGCUCAGUCGCAGAGUCUUGUUGCUAGCACGGUAUGCGGUCAAGUACAAAGACAGUCGCAGAUUCAAUCGGAAAUCGAUCAGCCUUUGGACUUUUCGGUGGGUUCCCUUCAACAACAGAGGCUACAUUCUCGCGUAAGGACUAUACACGAGAGACUGCAGAGUAGGAUGCACGACAAUAAUAACGGUACAGCCGGUAGCGGACAGAAGAUCGUCAGAGGGACUGGCAGCAGGAGAAGUUUCAGUCCCAGUGAUGGUAGCAGCAGCAGCAGCGAGGACGAAGGGGUCUCCACCGGCGGGAGUCCUUCUGGCCCCCUUCGAGGCACCGAAAACGACUCGUGCGAGCAGCCGGUUGCGGAUCGACCUUACGGUAAAGUUUGGAUAGGCGAUAACGAGGUCGCGUGGCGGACCGAACAGUCUUUCAAGAGAACCUCACCCUUAAAUCCUUGUACCACCACGACUACUACGACAACGACAGGUGGCGGAGCACCGGCACACCCCCACCUGUCACCACCUAUUGCCGCCCCCGUAACCACUCCCGAUCACAGAAGUCCCAGCAGUCUGCACGUGAAACUCGGUAUUUCUCCUGCCAGCGACGCGCUCGGCCGAAUCGAUAAGGAGCCAGCCUCGCCGGAAUCCAUACAAGAUGCAGACCUUCAUGGUGAGGUGGAUGGACCCGAUCUCAGCGGUGACGAUAGGAGUAUCACCAGUGAUAUUCAAGAUGCCACUGAGGCGAAUCUCGACCACGAUUCCAUGGACUCGGAUAGGGAAGCUCUCAACCUGGUCACAGACGUAUCACAUCGCAAUAGCAGCAGUGGAACCAGCGGCAGCGCCUCCUCGCCUAGUUCCGGGGUGAGCAGCCAGAUAACCGGAAGUCAUCAGCAGCAGCAGCACACGGCAGGGCAGCAGAACAGCAGCAACUCGCAAGCUGCCCUGGCUGCUCAACUAGUCAGCCAACAAUUGCUGAUGCAUGGACCUCUUGGUGCUCUUGGACCACAGGAGAUCCAGGCAUUGGCUUCGACGUUUCAGCAACAACAACAUUCGCUGCAGCAACAGUUGCAGCAGUUGGCAAUGUUUCAGCAAGCCAACUCUGCUGCAGCGGGUCAGCUUCCGGCUCAGGCACAGUUCUUCUUACAGAACCAGGGGCUGUUGCAGGGCGGUGGCUACUCCUCAAGAUCCAGUCAUCCGCGCUCACAGUCCAUGCAGGUGCAGCAGGCAGUAGCGCAGGCAGCCCAGCAACUGCAAGCUCUACAGAAGCAGCAGGCUCUUCAGGGUAGCGGAGGCCUAGUUGGUCGAAGUUUAGGGCAACAAAGGUCACCACCGCCACCUGGCACGCCUCCAGCGGUAAAACCACCGCCUCCGAGGCUUGAACCAUCGCCGGAAGAGACUACGGACCUCGAGGAACUGGAACAGUUCGCCAAGACCUUCAAACAGAGGCGGAUUAAACUCGGAUUUACCCAAGGCGACGUUGGCCUAGCUAUGGGCAAACUUUAUGGCAACGAUUUCUCUCAGACGACGAUCUCCAGGUUCGAAGCAUUAAAUCUUUCUUUCAAGAAUAUGUGCAAACUGAAACCUCUCCUACAAAAAUGGUUGGAAGAUGCGGACAAUUCGUUGAACAACCCGAAUUCUCUUUCGAAUCCACUUACCACACCGGAAGCCAUCGGCAGGCGGCGGAAGAAGAGGACGUCGAUAGAAACCAGCGUGAGAGUUGCUCUGGAGAAAGCGUUCGUACAGAACCCGAAACCUACUUCUGAAGAAAUUACCGUAUUAGCAGACACUUUAGCCAUGGAGAAGGAAGUUGUUCGGGUGUGGUUUUGCAAUAGACGACAAAAAGAGAAAAGGAUCAAUCCGCCAACAGCAGCAAUGGGUAGUCCAACAAUGGCGUCUCCAGCACCAUCGGUCUUCGCAUCACUCGCAAGUUCCAUGUCCGGUAGUCCUCUAGCUCUCACGACGCACUCUUCAGGCAUGGGACACUCUCAUCCUCACCCCACACCCCUCGGUUCACCAUUACCCUUGGCUCUGGUAGCUUCAGCAGGUGGAAACUACCAUCCACUGAGUAGCAAGUCCCACGAGUGACACCAGCAGCCCACCCAUCAAGGGGACGUACUUUUUCGUCAACACCAUCAACAACCAUCACAUCAGCAACAGCAACAGCAACAACGACGUUUGUGCAAUCUACCCGAAUUCUAUCACUAAUCCGUCAGCUGGUCCGUCGUUGGCGAUUAUUCACUAUCCAGCGAACGCCCGUCGGCGGAUUUCGUUACCAAAGGAAAUAUUAUGAGGGAAAUAUGGAACCGACAGGAUCGAGCAAUAUAUGGUCAUGGGAAUGGUGCAGAGAUUUUUGACUGCUAGUUCACUUCACGAUACGAUUCGAAACAUAUCCUGGUGUCAAGAGAUUCCAUUAGGAAGAGAUUAUGUCAGGAGUGGAUGCAAUCUUUAAUUAUAUAUUGUUAUGAUCAAUCAAUUUUGAAGGGAAGAGGAUGAUCGGUGCAGGAAUUAUCAAGGUAUAUCUAUCUCAUAAAGAGUAUACGAGUAACUGAGAGGCAUUAUGGAAAGGAAUCAAACAUGGAACGUCACUAAGAGAUUCUUAGGUAAAAACUCAAGAAUUGCAGUGUAUUGUUCAGAGAAAUCGUCUUAUCAAACAUCGUGUUUCGUUGAACGUUUCGUAUUUUUCUCACAGUAUUAUAUUUAUUGGCUGGAUUAUUCAGUUGGAAGCGUUGAUUGUAGUAAUGACGAUUCGCGUGGAACGAAGUUUUCAAAGCUUAUGUAAUUAUUAUACAUUGUAUAUAAAAAUAAUGCAAUUUUUCCAACUUGGAAUAUGCAUUUAUUUCAUUUGAAAAAAUUGAAGAAACGAUAAUACAAAUUACAGACUAAAUUUGAAUUCAAUCAGAAUUCAAAAUGGCUUUGAGGUCUUCAUUCCCGCAUAGCAAAUAGUGCAGGAUCGUUGCCGCCGUUCGACAUUUAUUUACAAGAUGUAAUUAACGACGCGAAUAUAACCGGCCGCGAACCGUCAUAAAACAGUACCUUAAUCGGUUUCUGCAGUUUCUCAUUUGAAUUAUCAUGAAAUAUUUAUCAUGGGGGGAAUCGUUCGACGAUACCUGUAAUUAUCGACUGGUUUUCCUCUGCGUCCUUCCAGUUUCCUAUUGCCCAUCGGGCGAUUCAACGUCGCUUCGAUCACGCACUACAUCUCGUGCAUGCUGUUUCACGAUCUCGAAGAAUCCAAGAAUUGAACUUUUCGAAAUCGUGAAACCACGCGAGAGAGAUAAAAGAAUAGAAUCUUUAAAUUUUUCACGAGCAUUCGUUCAACGAAUCACGACGGAACACACGAUCGAGAUUACAACGAACAACGAGAGAAUAAAUGGAUCGGACGUGUUAAAUCUUUCUGUCGUUUUGUUGAAUUCAUGGUGUCGCGAUCGACGGUUCCUUCGAAGAGGGCGAACACUUUUUAUAAGUACUCGCCUCUUCGUGGUAAGCAGGGUUUACGUACCACUUACAAGGGGGUCUCCAAUUCCUCGAGAUAGAAAGUUCGUCUAUUACUAAAGGAAAGGAGCAACAUGGAAAGAGUUCAUGGAAACUAGAAUGUUCACUGCCACUCAGAAUUAAUAAAAAAAGGUAGAUUCUAAUUUCUUCUAAUGAAAAUCCAUGAUUAAUCGAUAAUUUAGAUUUUAUGAAUCAGCAAUCGCUUGCUUUAUUUCAUUAAGUAAACAGAAAUAUUAUACAAUUCGGACGAGCUUUUGAUCUUCAAGUUUCAAGUUCCCUUUGAGGUGGUGAACAUGCGGCGAGGUCCGACAAUACGAUUGUACAUAAUUACGCAUACGUGUGCGUGCGUGUCUGUCUCCAUACAUAUCUGUGUCAUAAAUUUGUAUAUGUAGACAAAAAAAAAAGAGAAGGUAAGAUACAAAGAAACGCACGGGCCUAAUAAUGCCGUAAAAACAAAGGGUCGAGGAGAAUAUAGCUCGUACAUCGUCAUCGACGAAGUUCUCACUCGCGUCUUGGUCGAUUGAUUCUCAACGAAUUGUAAUUACUCAAGCCAAAGUAUCUUCUAAUUAGUAAAGGAAGGUAACGAAGUUACAUUUCCGAGAGAGUGAACAUGGAAGGCAUGCUCAUAUUCUCUGUUUUUUAGACAGACACGAGGUUUAGCAGUUGUAGAUACGUCUGUACCUGUACAUACGGCAUAUAUAGACAGGCUACUUGGGAAUUAUUCCACAUACGUAGCUCGUAUACGUUUGCGCGAGUCGAUUGAAUACGCUCGUGGUUCGAGAGUUCGCGUUGAUGCCAUUUUUUAAAAUCGAGAAUUGGUUACGAGAUUGAUGGCAUUUAUUAGAAGCGCUAACUCUGAUCUUGGAGGGCACAGAUCGAUUCUUCCAGGUGGUGAACUCCCUGUGACUAGUUAAAGGCUAUGAUCUUGUACAACCAAGGUGACGGAAACAGUGUUUGAAGAGAUUUACACACAUGUAGAAGUUUGUGCUAGAAAUUGUCCAUAUACAUAUACACAUUAUAUAUUACAUUAGUUGUGUGUAUAUGUGUGUAUAAAGCACAUAUGUACGCGACGAGAAAGACAUUGCGCAGUAAUCGAGCAUCGAGAAUAUAUACAUAUGCAUGUAUAAAUAUACAUACUAUACAUAAAUGUAUAAAGUAAACGUAUUGUAAAUAAUAGGGAGAUAUGGCAACGAACGGUGAUUAGCGAAUCCGCGGCGAAUUUAUUCACCGUGACGAUCGUUUCUUAUUAUUGCGACGCUUAUUAUUAAGUAAUCCUUAAUUAUAGGGUAUCAUUGGGCAACGCUGGUCGUCAUAGCAAUCGUAAGUUCGAGCAAUCAUGGAAACGUCGUACCUUCACUCUAACAUCGUAGAAUUGAUUUGUUCGUAGCCUACUUUUCCAUGUGGCAAUUAAUUUCGAUCUAUAUCGAUCGAUGGUGAAACAAUUAUUUCAAAGAUGCUCUAUGAUAAGGAAUUGAAAACUCAUCGCUACACUUAAGUGCUGAUAAAUGGCGAUAACCGUAACUCUUAUACUACACUACUUAUUAAAUACGAUAUUCUUGAUAUUGUGGUUUGUUUCUGGUGAACUCGAUUUCUCAAUCCCUCGUUCUUACGAUCGCCAACAUCAGCAAGUUAAAUCCGUGUAUGUACAUUUGUUGCAAGAGCUUUUCUUGUAACGAAGCACGAGCGUGCGUUAACCGAAGGUGUAUAUGCGUACUACUAUCAUAAUGUAUGUAUAUAUAUAUUUGAUAUUAUAUUAUAUGUAAUUUUCUACGGAAGCUAUGUGAACGCAACACGAUACAUCACAAUAUAUUUUCGAUAUUCUGAUAUAUCGUGUACGCGUAAUUAUAUAUAAUAUAAUAUAACAUGUGUAUGUAUGUAUGUAUGUAAACGAGUACGAGACGAGAUCUCAUAUCGAUCACGCGCGUCUUUUCGUUCUUAGAUCACUCGAACACACACACACACACACACACACAUACACACACACUCAUCUCCCAUCUUUUUCACCCUUCAUAAUUCCACACAACUUCGGGUUUUCAUCUCUUGAAUCGAUCUUCUACUUCCUUUACUUUGAAUCAUUCACUACCAGAGUCGUGGACCAAACUGUAGCGAAACAAAGAUGUGAAUGAGAGUGAUAAAGAAUGAAAGAAAAUAUAGCGAAGAGAAAUACAAAAAAAAAAAGAGUUCCUAGAGCACCAGUUUUGAGUGCAUUACGUAGACGUUUUAUAAAUUAAAUACGGAUGUGUAAACGAUAGAAACGAGAGACAAAUUGAUACAUAACGAGCAGCCCAUUGCAGCCGAAGAACGAAAAAAAUGAGUAUGAAUGACAGAGUGUGAGUUAGGGACACGUUUGCGUUUUUCUUAUGUUUUUUCUUUUUUCUUCCUCUUCUCCUUGUUCGUCAGAGGUGUACAGCGUUCUGUUUUGUAGAUAGAAUAGAGAUAAUUAGAGUCGAACCCACGAUUGCCGCACCCUCUGAUCGACGUGUCACUGGUUCACUUUUUUUUCUCGUGGGCUUCGAUGAGCCGGCGCAUUCCACGAGCGACGAACGCAUUAUUACAAUGGUUAUCAUUAUUAUUAUUAUUAAUUAUUAUUAUUAAUAAUUAUUAUUAUUUCAUUAUAUUUUAACUUUUAUUAUUUGAAAAUAAAAGUGCUAGACAGACUUUA
Bombus pascuorum is the source of this 8097-nucleotide messenger RNA. RefSeq names its product POU domain, class 2, transcription factor 2-like. The transcript has 10 exons. NCBI's taxonomy places the organism in Eukaryota, Metazoa, Arthropoda, Insecta, Hymenoptera, Apidae. Gene Ontology annotation, molecular function: DNA-binding transcription factor activity, RNA polymerase II-specific; RNA polymerase II cis-regulatory region sequence-specific DNA binding. The record is from RefSeq and is a predicted model, not a curated record. Gene Ontology annotation, biological process: regulation of transcription by RNA polymerase II. Bases 1704 to 4031 code for a protein of 775 amino acids.